CACAAGCACGUUCUGACGCAGGUCAUCGGUUCGAUCCUCUUUGCAAUCUUCCACCUCCUGGGAAUCGUCAUCCUCAUGAACAUGCUGGUCGCCAUCAUGAGCGAUUCCUACUCAAACAUUGUCGGACAGUCACUAAUCAAAUGGAAAUUUGCCAGAACGCGAAUCUGGUUGAGUUAUUUGUACGAGGGAAGCACCCUACCUCCCCCUUAUAACAUCUUACCUUCGUCUAAA
This is a messenger RNA of Helobdella robusta, 231 nucleotides long. RefSeq lists its product as hypothetical. Gene Ontology annotation, cellular component: cation channel complex; membrane. The annotation marks the transcript as partial. Gene Ontology annotation, biological process: calcium ion transmembrane transport; regulation of cytosolic calcium ion concentration; manganese ion transport. The record is from RefSeq and is a predicted model, not a curated record. The transcript has 2 exons. Lineage: Eukaryota; Metazoa; Annelida; Clitellata; Rhynchobdellida; Glossiphoniidae. Gene Ontology annotation, molecular function: inositol 1,4,5 trisphosphate binding; store-operated calcium channel activity.